GGGAGACCAGAUAUAGUGAAUGCAGGGUCCGGGAGGGAGACCAGAUAUAGUGAAUGCAAGGUCCGGGGAGACCAGAUAUAGUGAAUGCAGGGUCCGGGGAGACCAGAUAUAGUGAAUGCAGGGUCCGGGGAGACCAGAUAUAGUGAAUGCAGGAUCCUGGGAGACCAGAUAUAGUGAAUGCAGGGUCCGGGGAGACCGGAGACCGGAUAUAGUGAAUGCAGGGUCCGGGGAGACCAGAUAUAGUGAAUGCAGGGUCCUGGGAGACCAGAUUUAGUGAAUACAGGGUCCGGGGAGACCAGAUAUAGUGAAUGCAGGGUCCUGGGAGACCAGAUAUAGUGGAUGCAGGGAGACCAGAUAUAGUGGAUGCAGGGUCCGGGGAGA
This is a messenger RNA of Staurois parvus, 381 nucleotides long. The record is from the annotation of a GenBank genome assembly. Lineage: Eukaryota; Metazoa; Chordata; Amphibia; Anura; Ranidae.